GAUUGAAAGAGCGGGCACCGUGCGCAGGGGCGGGCGCCCGGCGGGCUUGGCAUGCGCGCCCCCGCCUGCGGCUAUAAAAGCCUCGCCACCUGCUGCCAAUAGCCAAGCAGCGCGUCCGGUUGCCUGAAGAAGCCAGUUCACCGCCUCCAGCGCCUGCUCGCCUCGACAUGGACCCCGAGACCUGCCCCUGCCCUUCUGGUGGGUCCUGCACCUGUACUGACUCUUGCAAGUGCGAGGGAUGCAAGUGCGCCUCCUGCAAGAAGAGCUGCUGCUCCUGCUGCCCCGCUGAGUGCGAGAAGUGUGCCAAGGACUGUGUGUGCAAAGGUGGCGAGGGGGCCGAGGCUGAGGCGGAGAAGUGCAGCUGCUGCCAGUGAGGACGUCUCCCUCUGUGUGGAGCCUGUGGAGGUAGUGCUGGUGGCCCAGUGCCACCUCUGUCCAUGGUGAGGCAUGGCUGUCAUCCCCUUUCCCUGCUGGCCACUGGCAAGUGACAAUAAAUCCCAUGAAUAGCA
Lemur catta (Ring-tailed lemur) is the source of this 509-nucleotide messenger RNA. RefSeq names its product metallothionein 3 (gene MT3). The record is from RefSeq and is a predicted model, not a curated record. NCBI's taxonomy places the organism in Eukaryota, Metazoa, Chordata, Mammalia, Primates, Lemuridae. The coding region runs from base 168 to 374 and encodes 68 amino acids. The transcript is spliced from 3 exons. Gene Ontology annotation, molecular function: metal ion binding. Gene Ontology annotation, biological process: positive regulation of ERK1 and ERK2 cascade.